UUUGGGGUGUUGUGAAUUUGUGUAGGCAAGAUAUCUUGAGUUGGAGUUGUCGGAGCGAUUUUAGUUUGUUUUGUCAGUCGAUUGGCACCGCUUUCCAACGCGCCAGUCGCAGCCAUGCCCGGGAUAGAGAAGCUUCCGAUAGAGGAGACGCUGGAGGACAGUCCGCAGACCCGCUCUCUGCUGGGAGUGUUUGAGGAGGACACCGCAGCCAUCUCCAACUACUGUACACAGCUCUAUCAUGCUAUGCAGAGGAUUUAUGAUGCACAGAAUGAGCUCAGUGCUGCAACACAUCUGACCUCCAGACUGCUGAAAGAGUACGACAAACAGCGUUUUCCUCUGGGGGGCGAUGAUGAGGUGAUGAGCUCCACCCUGCAGCAGUUUGCAAAAGUCAUUGAUGAGUUGAGUUCCUGUCAUGCUGUCUUGUCCACCCAACUUGCAGAUGCUAUGAUGUUUCCCAUCACUCAGUUUAAAGAAAGAGACCUGAAGGAGAUCCUCACUCUGAAAGAAGUCUUCCAGAUAGCAAGUGAUGAUCAUGACACAGCCAUUAAUAGAUACAGCCGCCUGUCCAAGAAGAGGGACAAUGACAAGAUGCGGGCGGAGGCUGUGGAGGACGUCUACACCUCCCGCAAGAAACAGCAUCAGACCAUGAUGCACUACUUCUGUUCACUGAACACACUACAGUACAAGAAGAAAACGGCUCUGCUGGAGCCACUGCUGGGCUACAUGCAGGCCCAGAUCAGUUUCUUCAAGCUGGGAUCAGAAAAUCUUACCCAGCAGUGGGAGGACUUCCUGGGAACCAUAGGAACCAGCGUCCAGAAUGUCCGUCGGGAGAUGGAGGAAGACGUGGGGCAGAUGCAGCAGACCAUCCAGCAGAUGGAGAGAUCAUGUGACUCGCUGUAUGCACCAUGUGACCCUGACCCCGCCUACUCACCCGUCUGUCGCAACCUGACCAGGAAACAGGGCUACCUGUACAUCCGCAAUAAGACAGGUCUGGUGUCGUCGUCCUGGGAGCGUCAGUACUUCUUCACGCAGGGCGGGAACCUGAUGCAGCAGGGCCGGGGCGAGGUGGCGGGCGGGCUGGUCACAGACCUCGACAACUGCUCCGUCAUGGCAGUCGACAGCGACGACCGCCGCUUCUGCUUCCAGGUCACAUCCUUCGAUGGCAAGAAAGUGGUGACACUCCAGGCGGAGAGCAGGAAGGACUGCGAGGAGUGGAUCUCCACCAUAAACAACAUCUCCAAGAGGAUCUACCUGAGUGAGAACGCAGAGGAGCUGGCAGCCAGAGUGAACCAGUCAGCUAUCGAAGCUGUGACGCCAUCACCGUCUUUCCAGCAGAGACACGAGAGCCUGAGACCCAACAGUAAAGGACGUGUGGGCCGAGCGAGCAGCAUUAGCUCUGUGGGGUCCGAGCCAUCGCCUGCUCUUUCUGUGCUCUCACUGGACGCACUGGUUGCCCCGGAAACGCCCAUCCAGUUUGACAUCAUUUCCCCUGUCAGCGAGGAAAACUUAGGGCAGAGCAAGACGGCAGCGCAGUCUGGCAGAAGGAGUAAUCCGUUUGGAGAGUCAGGAGACACCACAUCAGAAGACAGUGAAGACUCGAUCCUCCACCAGCUCUUCAUCGUUCGCUUCCUGGGCUCCAUGGAGGUGAGGACUGCUGAGUCAGCGGACGUCAUCUCUGAAACCAUGAGACAGAUCCUGGCUGCCAGAGCCAUCCACAACAUCUUCAGGAUGACCGAGUCACACCUGCUGGUCACCUGUGACUGCCUCAAGCUUAUUGAUCCUCAGACACAAGUCACUCGACUCAGGUUCCCUCUGUCCACCGUGGUUCAGUGUUCGUCCCAUCAAGACAACAAGAGGCUGUUUGGUUUCGUUUUGCUGUCAGCAGGCGGACGGGGUGACAGCCGAGCCGUCUGCUACAUUUUCGAGUCCAACAACGACGGAGAGAAGAUCUGUGACAGUAUCGGUCUGGCCAAGCAGAUAGCCUUCCACUCCGAGAUGGACCGUAAGGCGGUGGAGAAGAGGAAGGAACAGGACAAGGCCAAAGAGAAACAGCAGGAGGAACUCAGCAAACAGAGACAGAUAGAGAAGGAUCUGGAAGAGCAGAGCCGUUUGAUCGCCGCCUCGAGUCGUCCUGCCAACCCGCCUGCCUCUGACGGACAGUUCCUGGUGCUUAGCAACAGCCAAUCAGAGGACAGCGACGCUGGGGACGAGGGGAAGAAGAGGGGCGAGUCUGAAGCCUAGAGACACGCGGAGGAUGCAUGUUUUACCUCCCGGGCGAGUCCCAGCUGGUACUGUCGAGGCGACACCACCUGCCCACCUGGGCUGCCUGGGACUGAAAAGCAUGUGCUCCCUCUCUGCUGGACACUGUUUGAAGUUUGUGGCGGAGCCUGUCACUCUGAAAACAGAGGAUAAACUAAACGCACCCUCUUUAAGAGGAGGAGGAGGGGAGUGGGCGAGGAAACGUCUCGUCACGGACUUGCGUUUUAUUCCGUGUGUAAAAAAACGCUGCUUUUUAUACCGGCUCCACUAUCAAGAAAAAGACAAAAAAAUAUAGAUUAACCUGUAAGUUUCCGUUUUUAUAUGUUUAUUUUAUAAAAAGUAGAUAAGAAUAACGACAGAGGAUAUAAAGCAGAACAACACGUGGGGAAUAAUGAACCAGGAUCUGAAGGAGACGCCUGAGAAAACACAGAAGGCAGAUUUGGACACUGUUAGUUUCAACUCUUGCUCAAGGGCACUUUGGCCUCUAGGAGAUCCCAAAGGGCAACAGGACACCUCAGCUGUUUUCUCUGUCAGUGUUGUUAAAACAUGCGACUUGUUCAAAAACAAAGAGCGAAGAAGAGAGAGAGAGAGGGGGGGGAGUCUUAUUUUGAAGAGUCCUUCCUGUUGUGACGAGUUCAUCGGCUGAACUUUUUUU
Messenger RNA from Xiphias gladius (swordfish), 2914 nucleotides. RefSeq names its product adaptor protein, phosphotyrosine interaction, PH domain and leucine zipper containing 1 (gene appl1). The record is from RefSeq and is a predicted model, not a curated record. The transcript has 22 exons. The coding region runs from base 115 to 2241 and encodes 708 amino acids. Gene Ontology annotation, cellular component: cytoplasm; endosome membrane. NCBI's taxonomy places the organism in Eukaryota, Metazoa, Chordata, Actinopteri, Istiophoriformes, Xiphiidae. Gene Ontology annotation, molecular function: protein binding. Gene Ontology annotation, biological process: signaling.